GCGCUGCCGUUUCUGUGGCCCCGCCCUCCUGAUGACGUACCACACUUCGCGCAUGCUCACUGUCUCCGGGUGUGCGGUGUAUUCCUUAACGCUCGGUGCUGAAGUCUGCGGGAUCGAGAAAGGCUUCUCGUCUCGUAUAUCCGGGAGCCGGGGCUCUGGAUUACUGUCUCCGGGCUGAAGAUAUCACUUUCCUAAUGUUAGACCUGCAGUGAGAGAUUUAUUGGAAGAAAAACCCCAACUGGAGGAAAACCACGACUGAUGACGAGGGAGCAGCAACAAGUGAACCAACCCGAGGACUGGGAGCAUCAAUCAGAGAGAACCCAACUGACUCGGAGAUUCCAGUGAUUCAGUCAGGAGAAAUUUUGGCUAAAAACAAGGAAUUUAUCUACGGGAAUUUCGAACACAACAUGCCAAUUUUGCUGUCUCUGUCCAGAUAUUUAAGAAGUGGAGCAAGGGAUUCACUCGAUCAUCCUUCCUGCUCAGGCUGUGGGGAGGGAUUCACUUGGUCAUCUGACCGACUGGCAAAGCGGAAAUUUUACACGGGGAGAGGCCGUUCAUUUGCUCAGACUGUGAGAAUGGAUUCAGUGGGUCUUCUCAACUGAAUGUACAUCAGCAAGUUCACACUGGACAAGGCCAUUCACCUGUUCUGUGAGUGAGAAGGGAUUCAGUCGUCUUCCCACCUGUGGACACACCAGUCAGUUCACACUGGGCAGAGGCUGGUCAUCUGCUGAAUUUGUGGGGAAGGAUUCACUCGGUCAUCUGACUUCAUGGAUCACCAGCGAGUUCACACUGAGGAGAGGCCGUUCACCUGCUCGGAAUGUGGGAAGGGAUUCACCUACUCAUCCCAACUGAAGAUACAUCAGCGAAUUCACACUGGAGAGAGGCCAUUCACCUGCUCAGACUGUGGGAAGGGAUUCACACAAUUAGCUGGCCUACAAGCACACCAGUCUGUUCACACUGGGGAGAGGCCGUUCACCUGCUCAGACUGUGGGAAGGGAUUCACUUCGUCAUCUCAACUGAAGGUACAUCAGCGAGUUCACACUGGGGAGAGGCCGUUCAACUGCUCAGACUGUGGAAAGGGAUUCACACAGUUAGCUAACCUACAAGCACACCAGUCAGUUCACACUGGGGAGAGGCCGUUCUCUUGCUUAGACUGUGGGAAGGGAUUCAAUUCAUCAUCUAAACUGAAAGUACAUCAGCUAGUUCACACUGGGGAGAGGCCAUUCACCUGCUCAGACUGUGGGAAGGGAUUCACACAGUUAGCUAACCUACAAGCACACCAGUCAGUUCACACUGGAGAGUGGCCGUUCAACUGCUUAGAAUGUGGGAAGGGGUUCAUUCGGUCAUCUCAACUGAAGGUACAUCAGUCAGUUCACUCUGGAGAGAGGCCAUUCACCUGCUCAAACUGUGGGAAGGGUUUCACUUUGUCAUCUCAACUGAAGGUACAUCAGCGAGUUCACACUGGGGAGAGGCCGUUCACCUGCUCAGACUGUGGGAAGGGAUUCACACAGUUAUCUGGCCUGCAAGCACACCAGUCAGUUCACACUGGCGAGAGGCCGUUCAACUGCUCAGACUGUGGUAAGGGAUUCACACAGUUAUCUAGCCUGCAAGCACACCAUUCAGUUCACACUGGCGAGAGGCCAUUCACCUGCUCAGUCUGUGGGAAGGGAUUCACUCUAUCAUCUUGCCUACUGACACACCAGUCAGUUCACACUGGAGAGUGGCCAUUCACCUGCUCAGACUGUGGGAAGGGAUUCACUCGGUCAUCUCAACUGAAGGUACAUCAGCGAGUUCACACUGGGGAGAGGCCAUUCACCUGCUUGGACUGUGGGAAGGGAUUCACUUCGUCAUCUCAACUGAAAGUCCAUCAGCGAGUUCACACUGGGGAGAGGCCGUUCACUUGCUCAGACUGUGGGAAGGGAUUCACUCAGUUAGCUACUCUACAAGCACACCACUUAGUUCACACUGGGGAGAGGCCAUUCAACUGCUCAGACUGUGGGAAGGGAUUCACUCGGUCAUCUCAAUUGAAGGUACAUCAGCGAGUACACACUGGGGAGAGGCCAUUCACCUGCUCAGACUGUGGGAAGGGAUUCACACAGUUAGCUGGCCUACAAGCACACCAGUCAGUUCACACUGGGAAGAGGCCGUUCACCUGCAUAUUCUGUGGGAAGGGAUUCACUCAAUCAUCUCAAUUGAAGGUACAUGAGCGAAUUCACACAGGUGAGAGGCCAUUCACCUGCUCAGACUGUGGGAAGGGAUUCACUCGGUCAUCUCGCCUACUGACACACCAGUUAGUUCACACUGGAGAGAGGCCGUUAACCUCCUGUUAAUGUGGGAAUGUAUUCACUCAGUCAUCUAACCUUAUGUAACUCUCACUCCGGCUAGCAGCUUAAUAUAGGGGGUGAUAGCCCCCUAGCUCGGCCAAAUGUGUGUGGAUGCUGCGCCGCGUCCCCUGUUACAAAUCAAUACCCCAAAAUAACAAACAGUACACAAGAUGUGAUUCAUAAUUCUUACUUUGACUAUAUGGUUAGUAAAGUAAAAAAAAGGGCCCACUCUCCCCAUUUGUGGCUUCUCAUCUCUCCACAACAAAAGCCCAUGAAAUUCUCUCAUUCAGACUCACAAGAAAGAACAUUUCUGUCAUUGGAUAGCCCAGCACUACAAAACCCUGUUAUCUCUAGUUGUAUCCUAAACAUUGCUGCUGCAGAGAAACCACUACCUCAGCAGUGAAACAUUACAGAGAGGUCAUUACAUUAGCAGUGAAACCUUACAGUGUGUUACACUUACAACACACUACCGGAUUCACACAGGGGAGAAAGUUUCAAUAAGCUUCAUGCUGGAUAUUUGUCCAUCACCAUUGCUGAAUGCUAUUUUGAGAGUGAUUGUAAGUGUUGAACUCUGCAAUUAUUGCUGCUGCUCACCACACCCAGUUCUGCACCCUGGUCACUGGGCAUGGGAGGAGUUUCUUCUGCUGCAUAUUCACCUUUAAUGGGACUAGAUCUGUGACAAAUGAAUCAGUUCUAUCUUAAGCACUGUCUCUGUUACUUAGUGAAUUUAUAACACACCUAGUGUACAGUAGAGAGUCAACUCAGGCUGGCUGAACCCUGCCAGUGAUUCUGUUCCACAACAGAUCUUUCAAAUCCUCCCCUGUUGUUCACCUCUCACUCUCCCUGGGAUGAGGUCCAAACAGUCAUCACUCUGUGGGUGAAUAUGUUUCCCUUGAAUUUCUUGCAGACUGAAGAAGUCGAGCUGACUGCAGUUCUGUCUGAGAUGUUCUUUGCCCCUCUAAUCUCUGGGCUGAGGAAGAAUGACAUUGGGAGUUAACCUCCUUAAUCACGACUCAUGUCCACAUUAUGGGUCACUUUCCCCACUUCUAAAAUGUUGUUAGCGAACACCACUGUCCUCUAAAGACUGAAAGCAGAGUGGGAAGUCAUCAAUUGGAUUUUCAAUGAAGCUGGGUCAGAAACCAGAGGGAGGUCUGCACAGAGCAGAAUUUGGGGCCCUGGACGAUGUUCGGGGUGAGAACGUAUGAUGAGGAGAGGGGAUUCAGCAACAGGGCAUGUCAACGAAUGACAUUUGGAAGCAGAUUGACAGAGAAAGUAAUUAGGUUAUCUGACUGAUGACACAAACACUACCUGUGGUGAGGUGUUCCACUGGCUGAGGAACAUGUGUGUUAGGAAUGGUUUUAUCUAUUGGGGGAGUUGUUCCUGCUUGUUUAUCCUGUAAUAUUAUAACCAGAUGGAUUGACCUAUCUGAAAUAAUGUAUUGAUGAUCAUAUAAUUUGCAAUAUUUUGGCUCUAAAACUGGAUCAGGCUUGAAUUUAUGGUGUUUUCAUGAGGUGAUGGAGGGCAUUCAUGAGUUUGUAUUUUAAAGCAAGAUUUUGGUGAAAGAUAUUUGCCACUUGAUUGUACCUGCGUAAGUAAUCAGAUUGAGUUAAACUGCUGCAGGAUCCUAGAAUGUGUUGGACUGUGUCUGGUUUCUCUUGGCCUUUUCUGCACUUACUGCCUUGUUUGUUUGUAUUUCAUGAAGUUUCGAUUUGUUUUACUUUUGUUACCCACCUCGUCCUGUAUUUCCGCAAGGAACUCCUCUGUUUCUGGGAAGAAGUCUCCAACUCUCAGUCAGGUGCUCGAUGCUUCCUUGUCACCAUCUCGUCUGCUCAGAUCAUUGGGAUGUCUCCCAUGGAGGGUCAUACACAUUUCACUGGUUAAUGUUUUCAUCCAGAGUGAUGAUUUAUUUUUCUGAGCCAGCUUGUCAUUUAAGUUUUAUGGUCUGUAUUUCUUAUCAUAAUUGCAUAUACACACAUGGAGUCAGUUCAGUUCCUCCGCCAUAUCCUUAUCUCCAUUUACAAUUUCUCCAACAUCAUUUUCUUUCAGUCCUAUAUCUACCUCACCUGUUUUUUUACUCCUUAUAUACUUGAAAAAGAUUUUAGUAUCCUUUUUGAUAUUAUUUGCUAUCUUUCUUUCAUAGUUCUUCUUUUCUCUAUUAAUGACCUUACUUUUCUUUCGUAAGUUUUUAAAAAAAACUUCCCAAUCCUCUGUCUUCACACUAAGUUUUGCUUCCUUGUAUGCCCUCUGCUUUGCUUUUACUUUGGCUUUGACUUCUCUUGUCAGCCACGGUUACAUACUUUAUCCAUUCGAAAACUUAGUUUUCUUUGGAAUAUAUCUGUCUUGCACUUUCCUCACUUCUCGCAUAAACUCCAGCCACUGCUGCUCUGCCGUCCUCCCUGCUAGUGUCCCUUUCCAGUCAACCUUGGCCAGUUCCUCUCUCAUGCUACUGUAAUUUCCUUUACUCCACUGAAAUACUGACACAUCUGAUUUUGGCUUCUCUUUCUCAAAUUUCACAGUGUACUCAAUCAUGUUGUCAUCACUAAGGGUUCCUUCACUUCCAUCUCUCUAAUUACCUCUGUUUCAUCACACAAUACCCAAUCCAGUACAGCGAUCCCCUAGUGGGCUCAACAACAAGCUGUUCUAAAAAGCCAUCUCAUAGACAUUCUAGAAAUUCUCUCUCUUGAGAUCCAGUGCAGAACUGAUUUUCCCAAUCCACUCUUCCAGUAGCGAUCUGAUUUUCCCAAUGAUUUUCCUUGCUUUUGAUCCCCUGUCAAAAGUUCUGCUAAUGUGAAUAGAUCAGCGAGUAAAAGACAACCUGAUUUCCAAAAGGCAUAAAGUUAGAGAUGACACAUUUCUUUAAUAUUUAAGCAAGAUUACAUUUUUAUUUCAAUCUAUUACAGUUUCAAAAUAACAAAAAAAGGAAAAGGGCCAGAAGCAAAUGUUUGGGCGCCCUACAUUUUCAGUAGCACCCCCUUUGGCAAGUAUCACAGCUUGCAGACACUUUUUUUAGCCAGCCAAGAGUCUUUCAAUUCUUGUUUGGGCAAAUUUCUGGGUUCGGACAUUAGUAGCAAUGUACUAACUGUGGAAAUUACAAACCACAAUAUUAUUAGAAUCACAGAGCCAAGCAGCAAUGAAACAGGCCUAUCAGCCCUUCUAGUCAAUGCUGACCUGUUUUUGUUGUUACUGCCCAUUUCCAGCUACCUGCAUCAGAGCCUCCAUACACCUCCCACCCAUGUCCUCACCCAAAUCCCUCUUUAGUGUCUAAAUCAAACCCACAUCCUCCACUUCCACUGGCAGCUCAUUCCAUACUCUCACCAACCUCUUCACCAAAGUGAAGAAUUCCCCUUCAGAUUCCCUGAAAAUAAUUCACUUUCACACGGAACUUAUGUGAAAUGUCAGGACGAGAGAGUGGACGGGGCAGAGAGGGAAGACAGUAAAGGGAGGGGUGGUUGAAUGUGGAGAGGGAAACAGAGCGGAGUGUUUAUACUUAAUAUUUUUUGAGAAAAAUUAAUCGUUUUAACUUGCUGCAAACCUACUCUCCAUAUCCUGUAUAUUCUUAACCAGAUUACUGAUCCAGAUGACAAGUAGCAAUGGUUGAUGUUCAAAGUAAAUUUUAUUAUCAGAGUACAUAACUUUUAUAUAGUCAGAUACCACAUAAAACCAUGAGAUAUCUUUUCCUACAAGAAUACUUAGCAAAUCUUUAGAAUAGUAACAUGAUCGAUGAAAGAUCAAGUAGAGCACAGAAUUCAACCAACUAUGCAAAUCCAAAUAUAAUUAAAUAUCAAUGAAUAAUGAGAGCAAUGGGGUGUAACCCUGAGGAACCUCAUUGGGCUCGGGCCUCGAGUCCAAUAAACAGCCUCCUACCAUCACUCUCUGCUUCCUACCAUCAAGACAACUGUGCAUCCAGUUAACCAGCUCUCCCUGGACCCCGUGUGAUCUAACUUUCGACAGCAACUUACCAUGCUGAACCGUAUGAAAGAACUCACUGAUGCCCAUAUCGGCCACGAUCCUGGGACAGAGAUGUCACCGAUCAGAGGGCAUGGAUUUAAGCAGAGGAUGAAGUGGUUCGGAGGGAUCUGAGGAGGAGAUUUCUCACUCAGAGGGUAGCUGAAAUCUGGAACUCACUGCCCGAGGUGGUGGUGGAGGCAGGUCCCUUCACAACAUUUACGAAGAGGAUGAGCAUUGAAACUGCCGAGAUACAGUCGGCUGUGAACCAAGUGCUGAUAAAUGGGACCAGUGUAGACAGUGAGUGGAUGGUCAGAACAGGUAUGGCCGACCAAAGGCCUGUUUCCGUGCUGUUUGAUCCACCACUCCGGACAUGCUCAAUUAACGAUGGUGGCACCGCAAGGCAUUGAUUGCAAAACUCCACACCCCUCUCCAACCUAAAAUAAUCCAUACUGAACCCCUUUGUCACCAUUGGAAGUAUCUGUUUCUGUCAAGGUCGCAUUGAGAUUGGUCACUUUUGCUAAAUAACUGGCAAUUGAUGAAGUUCCUGUGUCUUCCAUUAAUGUUGCUGCCUUACAGCAAAACUAACCCUCUCACAGUGUCACAAUCAGUGAUUAAAUCCCGCAUCAAACACUGUGCUUUCAACCCUGCACUUGAUCCAUCUCACUGAGGUUCUGUAGACACAAACCCUGCUCUCUGCAUAUGUGAUCACAUCUCCCCUGCUUCUGACAUUUCAAAUACCCUCGGAAUGGUUUUCUGAUUCAGUCUGAAGGUUAUGGUACAUUCAGCUCAUCGUCAGACCUGACAAACCAUGUCUUCCCACAGCUGGUUCCACCUGUUGGUGUGUCCUCUUUCCUCCACCUCCAGGGAAGCUGCAUCUCCACACAAACUCCUCACUUGAGACGACUGUCUAUACCCGUGACAUAGGAAAUCACAUCUCUGUCACUCUAUUCCAGCUGCUACCAUCAUAACAGCAUAAAAGCCAGGACCAACAGGCUCUGGGACAGCUUCUUUCACCAGGCCAUCAGACUGAUGAACUGACGCUGACUUGAAUGUACUCUAUAUUACAUUGUCUGUUUUAAUUAUUAUAAACUCUUAUAAAUUACUAUGAUUGCACUUUGCACAUUUAGAUGGAGACAUACUCCUCAUGAAUGUAUGAAAUAAAGUCAA
Messenger RNA from Hypanus sabinus (Atlantic stingray), 7439 nucleotides. RefSeq names its product zinc finger protein 585A-like. Gene Ontology annotation, molecular function: DNA-binding transcription factor activity, RNA polymerase II-specific; RNA polymerase II cis-regulatory region sequence-specific DNA binding. Bases 768 to 2330 code for a protein of 520 amino acids. The record is from RefSeq and is a predicted model, not a curated record. Gene Ontology annotation, biological process: regulation of transcription by RNA polymerase II; central nervous system development. The transcript is spliced from 3 exons. Gene Ontology annotation, cellular component: nucleus. Lineage: Eukaryota; Metazoa; Chordata; Chondrichthyes; Myliobatiformes; Dasyatidae.